AUGUUUGUGAAAAGUGUCGAUGCUUUUGACUAUGCCAACACGGGGGAAAAGCUAGCCGAGUUGUUGGACACUUUUAUUGAGGAAAUAGGUGAAAUAAAUGUUGCUCAAUUGAUUACCGACAAUGGAAGUAAUUAUGUAGCGGCAGGUAAAAUAUUAUGUUUGAAGAGGCCAAACAUGUUUUGUACUCCAUGUCAUGCCCACUUUAUAGACCUUAUGUUAGAAGACAUAGGCAAAAUUCCAAAGGCUCUUAAGGUUAUACAAAAUGGAAUUAAGAUUGCGGGCUACAUUUAUAACCAUACUUUUGUUUGA
Vicia faba (fava bean) is the source of this 309-nucleotide messenger RNA. NCBI's taxonomy places the organism in Eukaryota, Viridiplantae, Streptophyta, Magnoliopsida, Fabales, Fabaceae. The record is from the annotation of a GenBank genome assembly.